This is a messenger RNA of Rhodofomes roseus, 1277 nucleotides long. RefSeq lists its product as uncharacterized. Bases 122 to 1036 code for a protein of 304 amino acids. Gene Ontology annotation, biological process: carbohydrate metabolic process. The transcript is spliced from 13 exons. The record is from RefSeq and is a predicted model, not a curated record. Gene Ontology annotation, molecular function: hydrolase activity, acting on carbon-nitrogen (but not peptide) bonds. NCBI's taxonomy places the organism in Eukaryota, Fungi, Basidiomycota, Agaricomycetes, Polyporales, Fomitopsidaceae.
GGCUUCGAGAACAUGGGUGCUCUCCAUUGCUCCCGCGAUGUCAUGUCAUGGGUAGGAGGAUAUAGGGCCGCCUGCAUACUGGCUUUCUGUCUCUACCGCUCAGAGCGUACUCAACAUUGACAUGCCGCGAAAGAUCCUCAUCGGUUUCGGUGCUGACGUCGACGCGGUCUCUGGAUGGCUGGGAUCGUACGGUGGUGAGGACUCCGUGUCCGACAUCUCGAGAGGCAUAUACGCAGGCGAAGUCGGCACGCCUCGCCUGCUCAAGUUGUUCAAAAAAUACAACAUCAAGGCAACGUGGUUCAUACCUGGUCAUAGCCUUGAAACGUUCCCCGAGGAGAUGGCUGCUGUCAGAGAUGCUGGACACGAGAUAGGAUUGCACGGAUACUCGCAUGAGAAUCCUCGUUCUAUGACCCUUGAGCAGCAGAAGGAUAUCCUGGACUACACGUAUGACCUACUGACGAAGUUCAACAAUGGCGUUCCUCCGAAGGGUAGCGUGGCUCCCUGGUGGGAGACCAGCGCCGAAGGCACAUUGUUACUGCUUGACAAAGGCAUUGAAUACGAUCAUUCUCACAUGGCACACGACUCGCAGGCAUACUACCUGCGUGACGAGGACACGUGGACCAAAAUCAAUUAUACUGCCCAAGCGAACACUUGGAUGAGACCUCUGCAGCGAGGAAAGCCGACCGGCUUGGUUGAGUUACCUGGCAACUGGUAUCUAGAUGACUUGCCACCCAUGAUGUUUAUCAAGAGCAGCCCCAACUCGCACGGAUGGGUCAAUACCAGAGAUGUCGAACAGAUAUGGAAGGAUACGUUUACCUACCUCUACCGAGAGGAAGAGAACUUCAUCUUCCCGAUUACAAUCCAUCCUGACGUCAGCGGUCGACCCCAUGUCUUGCUCAUGCUCGAACGUUUCAUCGAGUGGGUCAAUACCCAUGAGGACGUUCACUGGGUGUGCAUGUAUGACAUGGCGAAGGAGUUCCGUGACAACAAUCCGCCUCCUGCCGGAGCGCACAUGCCUCGUGGCCUCGAGCUAUAGUGAUGGAAACUCGACAAUCUCACAAGUACACUUUCUCCUGUAUGUCCGUCAAUGAAAAGAACAAGUCUUGGAUGGAUCAUGUUGUAUGACCCUCUUAUCAAUCUGAUCAUGGUGGGCCGUACAUUCAUUGUAUUUUGCUCCUUUCGUGGGGAGAAAGUCAUUAGGGUUGUUCAGAGUAAGGCUGUCCGGGCAGCUAUCCCGUCCAGAUGUCCGAGGCUCGACGCCGGCAAACGCCGACAGC